AUGUCGGAAAUAGUCGAACAAUUAGAGCAGAAACCACAGGAAGUUGUAGAAAAAAUAGAACAACAAAAUACCGAGCCAAUCAACUCUAAAGAGGAAGUACCUGUUGCUGAAGAAAUAUCAGAGGAAAAUCAACCCACAAAAGACUACGGCAAAAUCUACGAAAAGUACUUGGACCGAUAUAAAAAGGCAUAUGCCAAUUCGGCAAGUCUAUUCAACAAGGAAAAGAACCAAAGAAUUACCCUAUCAUACUAUAUACGAAGAAACAACGCUAUCCUUUCCAUCCUUGACCAACUCGAACAACAACAACAACAACAACAACAACAGCAGCAAUCCGAAACUACCGAUGAAUCAGCCCGUAUCAAGAAAAUCAUAGAAACAGCUCCAAGGUUGGCCAAAGUGCUAGAUCCAUUGGCCAACCUCGACGACACUACACCUAUAUCCAAGAAACAUUUACUUAAUUGUAUUCUAUAUGAAAAGGUACCCGAUUUAAUAAACGACGACUUGAUAAACAGUGAAGUCAACCCUCAAGAUAUGGAAGCUUGGUGUCGUCGUCAUUAUCCAAACUUAGUUUCAUCCAAAUACAAACCAUUGAAUGUCCAGAAUUCCGGUGUUGUGAAUGAAUAUAGUGGAACUGAUUUCCCUUUGGUUGACAAUGAAGGCAGUAGUAUUGACAAGUUGGCUUCAAAUGGUGCAAGUAACCCCAAGAAGAAACGUAGGUUAGACAAAAAGUGA
This is a messenger RNA of Spathaspora passalidarum NRRL Y-27907, 732 nucleotides long. RefSeq lists its product as uncharacterized. The record is from RefSeq and is a predicted model, not a curated record. Bases 1 to 732 code for a protein of 243 amino acids. NCBI's taxonomy places the organism in Eukaryota, Fungi, Ascomycota, Pichiomycetes, Serinales, Debaryomycetaceae. The transcript has a single exon.